AUGUGUGAUUACAAAAACUGUAGAAAAUAUUUUACAAAUUUAAAACAUUUAAAAAAACAUAAACGAUAUAUUCAUCUGAGUAUAAAACCAUUCAAAUGUGAUGUCUAUAACUGUGGCAAACAAUUUGCUACUAAAUCUCAACUUUCAAUACAUCAACGAAAACAUUCAGGAGUUAAACCAUUUAAAUGUAAUGUCAAUGAAUUAGAUUUCAAAAUUUUUAAUUCAACUUCAAAUUUAAAUCAACAUAAAUCUAGUGUUCAUUUUAAUAAAAAGCUUAAAUGCUUUUAUGAAAAUUGUAAUAAAACUUUUACAACAAACUGUUAUAAAAAACAUAAAUUAACUCAUUUGAAGAAAAAACAAUUCAAGUGUUCAGUAAACGAGUGUUUAAAAACAUUUACAACAAAUCAUUGUUUACUUCGACACAAAUCAAUAGAUCAUUCAAUUGAACGCGAAUUCAAGUGUGAUUACAAUAGCUGUGGAAAAUAUUUUACAAAAUUCAAACAUUUAAGACAUCAUUACCGAACUAGUCAUCUGAAUAUAAAACCAAACAAAUGUGAUGUCGAUAACUGUGGCAAACAAUUUGCUACUAAAACUGAACUUUUAAGACAUCAACGAAAACAUUCAGGAAUUAAACCAUUUAAAUGUGAUUUCAAUGAAUGUUUGCAACAACACAAACGUACUAAACAUUUGGAUAUAUAA
Oppia nitens is the source of this 699-nucleotide messenger RNA. RefSeq names its product zinc finger protein 624-like. Gene Ontology annotation, molecular function: DNA-binding transcription factor activity, RNA polymerase II-specific; RNA polymerase II cis-regulatory region sequence-specific DNA binding. NCBI's taxonomy places the organism in Eukaryota, Metazoa, Arthropoda, Arachnida, Sarcoptiformes, Oppiidae. The transcript has 5 exons. Gene Ontology annotation, cellular component: nucleus. The record is from RefSeq and is a predicted model, not a curated record. Bases 1 to 699 code for a protein of 232 amino acids. Gene Ontology annotation, biological process: central nervous system development; regulation of transcription by RNA polymerase II.